This is a messenger RNA of Notothenia coriiceps (black rockcod), 614 nucleotides long. RefSeq names its product 5-oxoprolinase-like. Gene Ontology annotation, cellular component: cytosol. Gene Ontology annotation, molecular function: 5-oxoprolinase (ATP-hydrolyzing) activity. Lineage: Eukaryota; Metazoa; Chordata; Actinopteri; Perciformes; Nototheniidae. Bases 224 to 601 code for a protein of 125 amino acids. The record is from RefSeq and is a predicted model, not a curated record. The transcript has 3 exons. Gene Ontology annotation, biological process: glutathione metabolic process.
UCCUCGUCACUGUCACCGGGGCCUCUCGGGGGGGUGGGGUUUAACCCUCAGUCAGCAGCAGCAGCAACCUUGUGUUUCCUGUCCUUCAAACACCGUCAGUGCAGAGGGGAGGAACAUCUGAUAGUUACCCGAUUAUCACAGAUUAUCACCGGACAGAGCAGCAGCGGCGGACCGGUGAGUGAACACGAUUAUCUCUCUCAGCAGCUCUUCUUCUCUCUUCACCAUGGCUGAGACUCAGGGGAAAUUCGACUUCGCCAUCGACCGGGGGGGCACCUUCACCGAUGUGUUUGCCCGUCUGCCCGAUGGGAGCGAGAGAGUCCUGAAGCUGCUGUCCCGGGACCCCCAGAACUACAAAGACGCCCCAACAGAGGGGAUCCGCAGGGUCCUGGAGGAGGAAACGGGGCGGAUGUUCCCCCGCGAGCAGCCGGUGGACACCUCUCUGAUUGGCUGGAUCCGGAUGGGCACCACGGUGGCAACCAACGCUCUGCUGGAGAGAGAGGGGGAGCGCACGGCUCUGAUGGUCACACAGGGCUUCAAAGACCUGCUGCACAUCGGCACUCAGGCCAGACCCAAGCUGUUCGAUCUGGUGUGUAAUGCUUGAUGUUCUCCAUACA